AAAUUCGCAAACCCUAUUAGCAGAUUAUUCAAACCAACUCACAUCUUCGGCAAGGGAUUAACUAUGGCGGAUGAGACAAUCGUCAACGGCGUGUUCGACGAUCGGACGGUGGAGAUUGGACAUUAUGAAGCAACCGAUUCGAAGAAUAUUUCUGUUUUGAUGCAGAAGGUCGAGGCACUGGAGCAAGAAAAGCUCCAAUUGGAGACAGACAAGGCGGAGUUGACGAAAGAAAUGGAGACGCUGGGACAUAAAGCGACCAGAGCGGUUGGUCUGGAGACUGAGUUUUCUAGGCUGAAGCUCGAAUUGAUUGGGAAUCAAGAAGCCAAUGCUGAGUUGGUGGAGUUGAAUAGAGUGGUUGAGGAAAUGAAGGAGAGAGAGGGAGAGAAGGGUUUGAAAUUGGAGACAGUGGAAAAGGAGAGGAACUUGUUAUUGCAAUUAAGGGAGGAAAGGGAGGAAAGGGAGAAUAAAAUUGACGAGUUGGAGGAGAGAAUUAGGGAGAGAGAAGGGGAAAUAAGGGUAUUGAAGGAAAAAAUAGGGGAUUUUCAGGGAGAAAUUGGGGAGAAAGAAGGGGCAAUAAGAGAAUUGAAUGGAAAAAUAGGGGAAUUAGAGGGUGUGGUGAUGAGGACUAAGAUGGAUAUGGAGAAGGGGGAGAAGGAGAGGGGAGAAUUGGAGAUUGUGAAGAAUGAGUUGGAAGGGCUUUUGAAGAAAUCAGAGAGUAGAGUUAAGGAGAUGGAGAAUAAGGUGAAUUUGUUGGAGGAGGAGGUGCAGGUGAAGAAGGAAAUAACUGUUAAUGGUGUUCAUGGGAAGGAACCAAUGGUGCUCGAUAGGGGUGUGAUUGUAGAUGGGGAGAAUGGGUGGAUGAAUUUGAAGGUGGAGUGGCCAGUGGCAGCAUCUGUCGGUGCUGUUGCUGUGUUGGGGGCUGUGUGCUACUUUCGAUAUGCUAGGGAAACGUGA
Ilex paraguariensis (yerba mate) is the source of this 954-nucleotide messenger RNA. NCBI's taxonomy places the organism in Eukaryota, Viridiplantae, Streptophyta, Magnoliopsida, Aquifoliales, Aquifoliaceae. The record is from the annotation of a GenBank genome assembly.